AUGGUGAAUCGCGGUGCCUCAAAAGGUUGCAUCACCUGCAAGAAACGCCGCGUUAAAUGCGAUGAGACCAGACCUGUCUGCAAAGCCUGCAAUCGAGUUGGACGCCCGUGUGGGGGUUACGGUAAACAAGCUGCUCGGGUCAAGUUCAAAGACGAAACUGCUCGAUGCAUGAGAAAAUAUCGGAUGCUGGAUCAAUCGACCACAGUGAAUAUGAACAACCACGACAACCAGAAGUCAGAGAUAAUAUGUGCUUUUCGACACGUUGAGUUAUGCUCCAGCCUGCUUCCAAAACAACAGGACAUGGCGGUUGCCUUCUUUCUCACAUAUGUCACAGACGUUGGUCGGAAUAUGGAGUCAACACGAGGGUUUUUGGAACUUGUUCGUCCCGUCCUUGCGACAGAGCCGCAGGAUUCAGCUUUAUCAAUAGCUGUUACAGCUACCUCGAUCAAGCUCUGGGCACUAUUGCGACCAACCGACGUCGACGGCUCACUACCGAUAAAACUAUAUAACCAGGCCCUGGGAAAGCUACAACGUGCCGUCCACAGCCCAGAAGAACAAGGAAAAGAUGCAACCGUCAUAGCAGCGCUUAUGUUACAGCAGCACGACACUCUGGCAGCCAUAUUCGGCCAUAAUAAGUCGAACACGACGCACCGAAGGGGUGCUUUGGCCCUGUUGACACAAGCAGGCAUGGGAAACUUCAGGUACCGUGGGCAUCUCCUAGGGAACCACUUCCACUGCAGGAUUUCCUCUUGUAUCAGACACAAGAUACCAUUAACUCAGGCCGAGCUGGAGUGGCUUUACAAUAGCGUAAUUCCCGCUCUUCCGAACAACUGCAGCUACAUGCUCGAUAUCAUCGGGAUUUCUGUCUCGAAGUUGCAGAGCGUCUUGGUAGACUCAGCGUCUCUUGACGAAAACGUGGCUCUCAACGCCUUGCAAGACCUUCCAUCGAUUAUUUAUGACAUCGAGGAUCAGCUUCAAAUCUGGUUAGAUACUGUACCAAAGAUUUGGUAUCCCCAACAUUUGCUGGCCGUUGACUCUGUUCCUUCAUCCGUUACGACCUACGACGGCUCGAUCGACGUUUAUCUGAGCAUUCAAAUUGCUAACAUAUGGAAUGUCUGGCGUACCUAUUGCCUCAUUGUCGAGCAGGCCAAGGCAAAGCUAUUUAGUAGCUUGACCUCGGAAAGCACAAGCGCAAGCAUGGGGGAAUCUCAGAAGACAAAAGACCUACUCAAAGACAUGUGCCGAAGCAUGCCGUUCUAUCUCGGAAAUUGCUCCCAGCCUGUGAGCUUUUCAGACAUCAACGAUGAGCAGUUAUCAUUUCCAUGCUAUCACGACCUACCGCCGAUGGACAAAGCAUUCAUCGCGUACAAAGAAAGCCAUCAUUACGUUUCGAGGAUCGAUCACAAUCGUCAUAAUCUCAUCCAUGGCCCAAUUGCCGCCUUGAGUGUUUUAUCUAACCUCAUUAGUCUUUUCGAAGACUCUUGCUCGCAGUUACUAUCACCUGAACUGCAGAGACACAAACAGUGGAUUUAUGAGCAGUUUCGUCGCUCGCUCUACCUGAUGCGGUUCAUACCGCGCAAUUCUCUGGACUCGGGCGUGAGCUUUGAAGAUGAUAUGAACCAGAGGUUAGUGCAUGGGACUAUUCGUCAAGCACUCUCCACAGUCAACUUGCUGUAA
Fusarium poae is the source of this 1677-nucleotide messenger RNA. RefSeq lists its product as uncharacterized. Bases 1 to 1677 code for a protein of 558 amino acids. Gene Ontology annotation, biological process: regulation of DNA-templated transcription. The transcript has a single exon. Gene Ontology annotation, molecular function: DNA-binding transcription factor activity, RNA polymerase II-specific; zinc ion binding. The record is from RefSeq and is a predicted model, not a curated record. Lineage: Eukaryota; Fungi; Ascomycota; Sordariomycetes; Hypocreales; Nectriaceae.